Molecule: messenger RNA, 571 nt
Organism: Homarus americanus (American lobster)
Lineage: Eukaryota; Metazoa; Arthropoda; Malacostraca; Decapoda; Nephropidae
Exons: 3
Coding region: 95-394 (99 amino acids)
Source: RefSeq, a predicted model, not a curated record
AGGGAGGGUCAGGUGGGUGUGGCCAUGUGUGCCACCUAUAUAACCUGGCAUCACCAGUUUGGGGACAUCACAUCUUGGCUUACCACUGAUCAACAUGAAGUACCUCGUUCUCGUCCUCCUGGGUCUGGCCGCCCUGGUCGCCGCCCGCCCCGACAAUGUCUUCGAUCUGGACGACUUGCACCACGACCAAGACAUCGACGACGACAACACCUACACCGGCACCUACAGGUUCAUGACUCCCGAAGGCGUUGAAUACUUCGUCAGGUACGUCGCUGACGACGAUGGCUUCCGUGUCCUUGAGUCUAACGCCGUCCCCGCCAGCGACGCCGGUGUGAAGGCCGACGGUAACCAGGGAUCCUUCACGUCCUCUGAGGAACUCCACGACAGGAAGUAAAUGUCCUCCGUGAGAACCUGACCACAUAACGUGAAGAGCUCGACCCCACCAGGGUUCACCAGGACCUUGUGGCUGACGUUCUCUACACGAUGUUGCUGACACUCCUGACCCACAUGAAUCUAACUAAUUUAUUCGUAUAUAUUGUAAAUUUUCUUUAAAUUAAAGGAAUAUUUUAUA